CAUCUGUUUGAUGUUCUCUGUGAACUCAUCAUCAGUACAAGACUCAAACUCAUAAGUCACUAUCCGGUUGACUUGGUUCGCCAUGACAAGGGGAUUCCGGCUAGUAUGGUGAUACAACAUCUGUGAUACAAACCGACAGAAAACACCAACAGAAAAUUGACAUUUGACAUACCUGGAGGAUUCACUUCGAUUUGCUUUUGGUAAUGAGCUAUGAGGCCACAGCGGCUAUGUUGCCCAGCCGGAAGAAGAAACGUGUUCAACACAUCCACCCAUCAAUGGCUACAGAAAGUGUGAAUGAGGCAGCUCAAGCCAAAAACAGAUUGGCCAAGGAAAAAUCACCCUACUUGUUACAGCAUGCUUCCAACCCGGUUGACUGGUACCCCUGGAGCCAGGAGGCAUUUGACAAGGCUGUGUCAGAAGACAAGAUGAUUUUCCUGUCUGUCGGCUACUCCACAUGUCACUGGUGUCAUGUGAUGGAGCGUGAGUCAUUCGAGAAUGAAGAAAUCGGGAAAAUACUUAAUGAGAAUUAUGUGGCUAUCAAGGUAGACAGGGAGGAACGACCUGAUGUUGACAAAGUGUAUAUGACUUUUGUACAGGCCACUAGUGGGGGUGGAGGUUGGCCUAUGAGUGUGUGGAUGACCCCAGACAGAUGUCCUGUGAUAGGAGGCACCUACUUUCCACCAGAUGACCGAUACUUUGGCCGCCCAGGAUUCAAAACUUUACUGCUUCACAUUGAUCGACUGUGGAAGAAUAAACGUCAAGAAGUUAUGGAUCAAGGGAAUUCCAUACUGGAGGCACUUUCUCAAGUGAAGGUUGGCGUUAAGGAAGGGGAGGAGUUAGCACUGCCUGGGGUACAGGCAAUACACACCUGUUACAGCUUGCUGGACAAGUCUUACGAUGAUGAGCUUGGGGGAUUUGGAAAGGAAGCUCCAAAGUUUCCACAGCCAGUAAAUUUGAACUUCAUGUUACGUUACUACGCUAACAAUUCCUGUAAAGAGGAGGGUCAGAAAGCUCUAGAAGAAUCCCUUUAUACCUUAACCUGUAUGGCUAAGGGAGGCAUUUAUGACCAUGUGUCACAGGGAUUCCACAGAUACUCAACUGACAAGUUUUGGCACGUGCCUCACUUUGAAAAGAUGCUAUAUGACCAAGGUCAACUGCUCACCUGCUACAGUGAGGCCUAUCAGAUAACCAAAGAAGAAAGGUAUGCUGAGGUAGCCAGGAACAUUAUAGAGUAUGUUACAAGGGACCUCCAGAGCCCCGCAGGAGGAUUUUACAGUGCAGAGGAUGCAGACUCCUUACCCACAGAGGGAGCCACGGCAAAAAAGGAAGGGGCUUUCUGUGUGUGGACCCAGUCACAGGUAGACAGUCUGUUGGGGGAGGAGGUCAAAGGUCAUCCAGGUGUGACCUUGGCUAAUGUGUUCUGUCACCAUUAUGGAGUGAAACCUGAAGGAAACGUUGAUCCUUUCCAGGAUCCCCAUGAUGAAUUGACCAAUCAGAAUGUUCUGAUAGAACGAGGAUCAGUGGUUGACACUGCGAAGGAGUUUGGCCUGACAGAGGAUUUGACCCUAGCCCUCCUCAAUAAGGGGCGGCACCUGUUGUAUACUGCCAGACAAACUCGGCCUAGGCCUCAUCUCGACAACAAGAUGGUGGCUGCAUGGAAUGGUAUGAUGAUAUCUGGACUAGCCAAGGCCGGUCAGGCACUGGGAGAGGAACAGUACACACAACAGGCUGAGCGUGCAGCAGAGUUCCUGCGGCAGUACAUGUACAAGUCUGAUGUCCUCUUACGCACAACUUACUGUGGCCUUGAUGAGGAGAUACAGGCAGGACCUGUUGAUAUUGAGGGAUUCGCAGAUGAUUAUGCCCUAGUGAUAAAAGCCUUACUGGAUUUGUAUGAGACAAACUUUGAUACCAAGUGGUUGGAAUGGGCAGAACAGCUUCAGGAGAAACAGAACUCAUUAUUCUGGGACAGUGAGGAUGGAGCCUACUUUAACAGUUCUCGGGCAGACAAAUCCAUUGUACUACGACUAAAGGAUGACCAAGAUGGAGCAGAACCUUCCUCAAACUCUGUGGCGGCCAACAACUUGCUGCGUCUGUCCAGCAUCCUACAGAGAGCUGACUACAAAGGUAUGGCCAUGAGAAUCUUCAGAGUGUUCCAUCAACGGCUCACCAACAUCCCUAUCGCUGUCCCUGAAAUGACCUCUGGUCUGUUUUGGAUGACUGGUACCACUAAACAGAUAGUGUUAGUUGGCGAUCCGUCCUCUCCAGACAUGGCAGACCUUGUCCGAUGUGUGAACUCCCACUUCCUCCCUAACAAGGUGAUCCUGCUGGUGCCUACUGGAGGAGACAGUUUCCUAUCCAAACGCUGUGAAUUUGUUCAUGGUUUGCCUCAGGUCCAAGGCAAAGCUACAGCUUAUGUGUGUGAAAAUUACACCUGCUCCUUGCCAGUCAUAACUGCAGACUCGCUACACACCAUUCUUGACACCAAGUCAGCACUGUAACUGCAGACUCGCUAUACACCAUUCUCGUCACCAAGUCUAUGCUGUAACUGCAGACUCGCUACACACCAUGCUUGACACCAAGUCAGCACCGUAACUGCAGACUCGCUACACACCAUUCUUGACACCAAGUCAGCGCUGUAACUGCAGACUCGCUAUACACCAUGCUCGUCACCAAGUCAACACUGUAACUGCUGACUCGUCACCAAGUCCACACUGUAACUGCGGACUCGUCAUCAAGUCAACACUGUAACUGCUGACUCGUCACCAAGUCAACACUGUAACUGCUGACUCGUCACCAAGUCAGCGCUGUAACUGCAGACUCGCUACACACCAUUCUCGACACUAACUCAUGUUAGUAUCUAAAAAGUGGUACACGUCUACUACUGAUGAAAUACUGUGAGGACAGUAUCACAUUAUCAGUAACGCCUUGGGCAUUUCUGAUUGUGCUUUUAUGUGGAUUAUUUACUAAUCAUGGAAAGUGCUCAUCACAAAUCUACAAAUGCUGCGAUACAAUGCUUUAUUUCCGUAGAAAGAAGUGAUUUUAAUUGUAUUUUUUUUUCUAUAAUACAACAUUUAAAUUUUUAAAACAUUGUUAAAUUCAAUGCUUUAAAUAAUGAUGGUUAUCCCGGAAAGUGGAAAUAAAGUGCUUAAUGUUAAAAUAAAAUUUCAUGUGCAUUUACAUGUAGUAUUGGUGAAAUAAGUGACCUAAAAAUGGUAGUAUAAAUCAGUAUUUGUAUAUUUUUUAACUGAGUGGAUUUUCAAUGCGUCAUCUUCUAUAUCUAAUGUGACUAAAAUGACAUAGAUUGUACUUGGUAAUACAUCUAUGUUGGUGUGGAAGAUAACGUUGCUGUCAAAGUUGUCUGCCUCUAAUUAGUCUCUCAUUGGCUUUGUGGCCCAGUUGUCUGCUCCUAAUCAGUCUCUCAUUGUGGCCCAAUGGACCUGUAUCUCUUACAUGUGAAUCAAUGAUGAUGGCACACAACUUACACAUCAUCGACUUUUGAAAUGUGUCUACUUCCAAGAGGGGUUGGUGUGGGCGGUCAACCAGGUGUUAGACAGUCUUUAAAAGGUGAGGUUGACCUUGGAACUUUUACCUUAAUGAAAGUAGAAAACGAUUUGAAUGGACAAAUACAUGAAUUGUAGAGUGAAAUUGUGUUGAAAGACAGCCCCUGCCCCAAGAAGGUAAUGCUAAGGGUAUUGAUACCAAGGCCCCAACCCUGGUAAUACCCGAUUUCCAAGCUGGGGAAUAAACAUUUCAAACCAAGAGAUCCCAGAAGGAUCUUGGGCCCACCAUUGUACCAUCUUCAUUAGUUCAGUGUCAGUUCAAUCUUUUCUCUUCUUAUCCUGUUUGAUCAAGACAUGGAAACAGUAAAUGCACCUUGAGGUAACUCAUACCGCUGUGUAUAAAAGACAACCUUCAAAGUGAGUUUGUCUUUUCACAUAUUUACUAGUACAGUACUUACUGUUAGAGAUAGCACCAAUCAGUGCAAUAUGAGAAAGAUCUGUUCAGUUCUUCCUUCUGCCAUCUUGUUUUUAUGAUCACUCUUUAAAUAACACAUGCACAACUAAGGACCAAGAAGAACCUACAUAUCAAAUUCGAGAAAGAUCCCUCAAGUCGUUUCUGAGAAUUAACAACUUUAUCUUUCAAAAUCCUUGAUGGCCAUCUGUUGGCCAUUUUGUUUAUCCAAUCAGUCUUAAAGGUAAACAUGAACAACUACAGACCAAGGGGAACCUAAAUAUCAAAUUUGAGAAAGAUUCUUCCAGUCAUUUCUGAGUAAUAGCGCUUUAAAACUUGAACUGUAAAAUUCAAGAUGGUGCCUAUCGGCCAUCUUGAUUUUAAGAUCAGUCCAAAUAUAAGUUAUGUAUAACUGAGGACCAUGGGGAACCUUCGUGUCAAAUAUGACAAAGAUCCCUCCAGUCCUUUCUGUGAAAUAGCACUAACAAAUUUUAACUCUUUAAAAUUCAAGAUAGCUGGCUGUCGGCCAUCUUGGUUUUGUGAUCAGUCCCAAAAAACGAUAUGCAUAACUAGGGAUCAUGUGAAAUUACAGAAAGAUCCCUCCAGUACUUUCUGAUUAAUAGCGUUAACAAGAAUUGUUUAAAGGACGGACGCACGACAGACCAUGGACGUAGGGUGAUUUGAUGAUGGUGGGCUAAAAAGAUAGAUUUCUUGUAUCCAUCUUUUUUCUUGCAAUCAAACCCACAAUGAAAUAUACCACACUAGUGAACUGAAAAAACAUACUUACAUGUAAUUUGAGAAAAUCUGUACUUCUGAAAAUCUGUGGUAACAAACUUCAGUGGUCAAAUUUCAGAUGUUGAUCUGGUGACCAUCUUUUUUUGAUAAAGUUAAAAUUGAAACAUGCACAACCGAGAGAAACCUUCAUUAAAAUUCCCUCCUGUAGUACCAAAGUACAAGGUGGUUGUGUGACAGUCAUCCUAUUCAUGCAUCAUGAAAGACCAAGAGAAACAAACCUGGGCCUGUGAACACUGAGAAUUUUGUAUAGUUUGUAAAGUCUGAUAAAGAUAUCUCCAGUUAUUCUUUGAAAAACGUGAUAAUGAAAUUUAACAACCAAAAUCAAGAUGGCCCCUAUAUAUAGCCUAUCAGUCAUUUUAAUUUUCAGAUCAGUCUCAAUAAAAGCAAAGUGAAUAGAGGCUUACAAAGAUAAACCCCCAUCCCCCACAAGUGGUCAAGUGUGAUAUUUCCCUGUGAUCUUUGACCCUUUAACCUUGACCAAUGACCACCAAAACCUAAAUAAGGUGUAGAACUCAAUACCAUAUUAUGGUAUAAAUAUGAAUUAAGGUAACAGGAUUGUGUCACCAUUUCUCAGUAGAAUUUCUUCAAAUUUUGUAGUUAU
Messenger RNA from Mizuhopecten yessoensis (Yesso scallop), 5347 nucleotides. Its product is annotated as spermatogenesis-associated protein 20-like. Bases 204 to 2498 code for a protein of 764 amino acids. NCBI's taxonomy places the organism in Eukaryota, Metazoa, Mollusca, Bivalvia, Pectinida, Pectinidae. The record is from RefSeq and is a predicted model, not a curated record. The transcript has 16 exons. Gene Ontology annotation, biological process: carbohydrate metabolic process.